Molecule: messenger RNA, 916 nt
Organism: Vidua macroura (Pin-tailed whydah)
Lineage: Eukaryota; Metazoa; Chordata; Aves; Passeriformes; Viduidae
Gene: S100A1
Product: S100 calcium binding protein A1
Exons: 3
Coding region: 212-790 (192 amino acids)
Biological process (GO): regulation of heart contraction
Cellular component (GO): sarcoplasmic reticulum
Molecular function (GO): calcium ion binding; S100 protein binding
Source: RefSeq, a predicted model, not a curated record
GCCCCGCUGGCUCCCGUGGCCGCUCCGAGGACACCGGAUCCCUUCAUCAGCCCCGGGAGCGGGGCUGGCCACGGAUCCGGCCCCGCGGUGCUGACAGAUGGGGGAUGCCGCCGGUGCCCCCGCGGGGUCACGGCGUGGCCACCGCGGUCACCCGAGGGUCCCCGGGCACUGACCGCAGCGAGGGACCCCGGUGCCCGUCCCAAGCGUCCCAAUGUCCCCGAUUUUUUCCGCAUCCCGGGUGGGCGGCGAGGGGCGCGAGGGGGUGGCACGGGGAGCCCCCCGUGAAGUGACGCUGUCACCCCGGCCGUGCCCGCGGGCUCUGCCCGCGGCCACCUCGGGGGUUGUGCCCCCCACGCCCGGCCCCCGCGGGGCUGGCCGGCGGUGCCAGCCGGGCUGUCCAGCCCCGGUAUCGGAUCCUCCCGGAGGGAGGGGGCUUGGAGCUUAUUUAACGUGCCCGGCCAGGCCGGGCGGGCGCACUCGGAGCACGGGGAGCUCAGCCGCAGCCAUGGGAUCGCAGCUGGAAGGGGCCAUGGAGACCCUGAUCAAUGUGUUCCACCACUACUCGGGCAAGGAGGGGGACAAGUACAAGCUGAGCAAGAAGGAGCUCAAGGAGCUGCUGCAGAGCGAGCUGGGAUGUUUCCUGGAGACCCAGAAGGACGCAGGGGCCGUGGAGAAGAUCAUGCAGGACCUGGAUGAGAACGGCGAUGGGGAGGUGGAUUUCCAGGAAUUUGUGGUCCUGGUGGCCGCCCUGACCGUGGCCUGCAACAACUUCUUCUGGGAGAACGCCUGACCCCCCUCCUGCCACAGCAGGACGUGGGCUCCCAAAAUCCAGAGCCCCCCCCCCGCCACCCCCCAGCUCACCCCCUCAGCAUUCCCAGGGGAUCCCACUGGGAUCCAGCUGCACAAUAAAGGCACC